AUGAACACAGGAGCGCAUCAUACACUUUUCAAUGAUUUGUGUGCUGAUGAAAAGAAGUUUUUCAACUAUUUUCGUAUGAGCAAGCCGUCAUUUGAAGAACUUCUCAGCUACGUCAGGAGAGACAUCACAGGAACUACCACAAACAUGAGAGAAUGCAUUGCACCAGACGAGAAGCUUGAUGUAACUUUGAGUGGAAAACUGGUGAUGGCUGUGGAGGCUGGUAGAUGGGAGGUGCCUGAUGCUGAAAGUGCUGUGGCCAUUGUUGGUACACCUGUUGAGCCUGGUGCAUAUGGGAAGUCUUCUGACUCAACUGUGUUCAAGGAGAGUAAAUUUUUCAGGAAACUUGAAAAUCAAACCCUGAAUGUUCCUGCUCCACAAGAAUCGUACUCAGGCUUUGGAACACACAUGCCUUUUAUAUUUGUGGCUGACGAAGCUUUUGGACUAUCACAACACAUUGUGCGCCCAUAUGCUGGUAAAUUUUUGAGUCAAAAGAAACGCAUCUUCAAUUACAGACUUUCACGAGCCCACAGACUCAUUGAAUGCUCAUUUGGAAUCCUUGCAAACAAAUGGCGCAUCUUCCAUCGACCACUCAAUGUAAGCCUAUCACUGGCAGAGGACAUCAUCAAGGCGUGUUGUGUUUUGCAUAAUUUUGUAAGAGACAGAGAUGGCGUUCGAAUUGAGGAUACUUUGAUAUGGAACCUGCUGCAGGGCCAACUUCAAGACUUGCCAGCCAUUUGA
Molecule: messenger RNA, 738 nt
Organism: Scylla paramamosain (green mud crab)
Lineage: Eukaryota; Metazoa; Arthropoda; Malacostraca; Decapoda; Portunidae
Exons: 3
Coding region: 1-738 (245 amino acids)
Source: RefSeq, a predicted model, not a curated record